This is a messenger RNA of Copidosoma floridanum, 708 nucleotides long. RefSeq lists its product as uncharacterized. The record is from RefSeq and is a predicted model, not a curated record. Lineage: Eukaryota; Metazoa; Arthropoda; Insecta; Hymenoptera; Encyrtidae.
AUGGCGGCUACGGCCGCAGAGGAGAAAAACGUCGACCUCGGCAUGGAAAGGUCGGACACAGAGGAUUACCCGUCUGAUCAGAGUCACUCCUCCCAGAAGGAGCUUGAAGGUAAAAGCGGCAGACAUAACCCAACCCAGCUACACACAAAGAACGGUAGCGGUCCUGCUAAAAGGAACCGAGAAGAAAGAGAUAACGACAAUGACAACGAUAAACUACGCUCAAAGAAAGGACCAUACCACUUACAGAUCUCGUAUAAAGACAGAAACAAACAAAUAUCUGCCCUCGUGGUUUGUAUGUUCUUGGACGGUAAAUUUCCAAGUAUUACCAGCUUUGAAAUCAAAGGAAAAUUCCAAGUGGAAGUCACCAUGGAUGACCAAGCAGAAGCCAAUGUGCUACUUGGCGACCCUGACCUGCAAGACAAAGGAAUCCAGAUAACAAGACGUGGUCAGAACCAAAAACUAACAAGAAAAGGUAUCAUCAAAGGAAUCGACACAAUGAUCCCGGACGACUUAAUCUCUCAAAAAAUUAAAAAUGAUGAAAACAUUAGAGUUACAGAAGUCAGGAGGCUCAACAGAAGAAAUAAAAAGUCCCAAUCGAAAGAUGACAAAUGGAUCCCUAGUCAGUCGAUUGUGUUGACUUUUGAAGGAAAAGAGCUACCAGAGUAUGUGUUGUAUUUCCUGGUACAAGAACAUAAGGACGGUUGGUAA